Molecule: messenger RNA, 742 nt
Organism: Gilbertella persicaria
Lineage: Eukaryota; Fungi; Mucoromycota; Mucoromycetes; Mucorales; Choanephoraceae
Exons: 3
Coding region: 206-613 (135 amino acids)
Source: RefSeq, a predicted model, not a curated record
CGAACCGUCUGUUUAGUUAAAUAGUGCUUAUAAGUAAAUGUAUACAUACAAUUUAGCCAUGUAGGAGAAUAGUAUGACUUUUAUUAUAUAUGUGACUAUAUCUCAUUGCUGUUUUGCUUUACUCCUGAAUAUAUUCAAAGUUGGAUAAAUACGAGAAACUUGAGCUAUCUCUCUUUUAUUAUUCUUUUUGUUCAAUCAUAUCACAAUGGUCAAAGAUGCUUUUUUAAUUGGCUUAGGAGCCCUUGUGUUAACUGUUCAAGGACAAGAAGCUACUACUACCAAAAUCAUGAACAUACCUACUGAUUUUCCUUUGGCUAUUCCUACAGCAAUCCCUUCAGAAAUAAUAGCUUCUAUUAGUAAUUUAGUGAAUAAUCCUGCCAGUAUACAAUCUUAUGUUGCUCAGGCUUCUGCACAAAUCAGUAAUCUCCCCUCGCAGUAUCAAGCAUCUGCUUAUAGUAUAUUAUCGAAAGUAAGUCAGUCUAUUGCAGCUGCAAAACCAAAAAACACAGACAGCCAUAAGCCACCCACUUCAUCCUAUGCAUAUCAAUCAUUUCAACCCAUAUCUCUUAUCGGGGCACUUGUCAUUACCACUUUUAUUGCCUCGCUCAUGUAAUAAACAACACGAAAUGACGUUUACUUAACAAGCAGCUAACAAGAAAAGAAAGUCAUAAUGAUUGUAUAUAUACACACACAUCUAGAUACAUUCAAAUGCAUUAUUUGGAAGACUUUUGUUUUGUUUGUA